AUGGCUUCCACAAAGUCCGGCGUCCCCGUCUGGGUCGCGCAGCUCGAAUCACCCCCUCCUCCAAAGACUAAGCUCCCGGGCAUCGCGGAUCCUCCUGGUUACGGUUCUCCCAAGCAGAACAAGGAUACCAAGGUCCAACCGCGCAAGCCCCCGACUCCCGAAGAGAUGGACACGUUGAAGCUCAAGAAGGCGUGGGAAAUUGCACUAGCCCCCGUCAAGGGCCUCCCCAUGACAGGCAUUAUGAUGUACAUGUCUGGAAACUCGCUACAAAUCUUCAGCAUCAUGAUGGUCUUCAUGGCCUUCAAGAACCCGCUCAUGGGAUUGGUGAACACGAACCAGGCCUUUGAGAGGUUCCAGACCGCGAACAACUCGGGACAGAUGCUUCAGGUGAAGUUUGUAUACGUGGCAAUGCAGAUUGUAGCGCUUGGUGUGGGAAUUUGGAAAGUUAACGCCAUGGGGCUAUUGCCGACGACACGGUCAGAUUGGCUGAUGUGGGAAAGCCAGAGGGAGCUUUUGGAGCACGCUGUGGCAGCAGUAUGA
Messenger RNA from Ilyonectria robusta, 540 nucleotides. Its product is annotated as putative ER membrane DUF1077 domain protein. Gene Ontology annotation, cellular component: EMC complex. Lineage: Eukaryota; Fungi; Ascomycota; Sordariomycetes; Hypocreales; Nectriaceae. Gene Ontology annotation, biological process: protein folding in endoplasmic reticulum. The coding region runs from base 1 to 540 and encodes 179 amino acids. The transcript has 3 exons. The record is from RefSeq and is a predicted model, not a curated record.